CGUGUUUAUUAGACUGCGAGGACCAGAGCUGAUUUAUUUCGGCGCUGCUGUCGGAUUUGGGACCGACUCCAUCUCCGUUACAGUUCAGCAGUGCUUCGGCUAGCCCCGUUAGUUAGCCUGGCAGCUGGCUUUUUACUGCGCGAGCUGCAUGGGUGUCGACUUAAAUGCACGGGAUAUGCGAGUCCAAAAUUGUUGAGAAAAUUUACAACGUUUUUUAAAGAUAUUUGUCGCCUUAAUGGUUGAAUGUUGAGCUGUUACAUUCUGGAUUUUGAGCUGCGUCUUUGUGCCAGCGGGGCUGCUAGUAGUUGACGUAUUGCGAGUUGUUGGUUGCUACAGAUACUGCUGCUGCUGCUGCAGGUAGCUCCUUUAAAAAAAUAAUUAUUUAUUUAUAUCACUGUGCGUUCACUCUUGACUUCAGGAUGUAUGCAGCUCAGUCGCUUGAGUAAAACCAAAAGUUGCAGAUAUUUUGUGCCUCCUCCUCCUCAGUAGUCAGGCCAGACAAGACCUUUCCUACAUGACCCACAUCUGUCCAGGCUCCUGCGUUUCUCACUUCUGGCAGUAUAUUGAUCGGUCACUGUUCCUGUACCUGUGGGUUGCAUUCUGGAUUUGACUUGGAUGCCAGAAUAAUGAAGUGUCUCGGACAGGGAGAGCCCAGCCCGGAGGAGCGUUGUCACCAUGCAGCUUCCGUGUCCCUCUGGUGGGGUUGAGGAGUGGGGCAGAUCUGUGGAGGAGAAGAAGGAAGAAGGUUUUCAUGAAACUUGUGAACUGAUGCCCGUCUCACUUCAUGACAUCAGAAGCCCUUAAAAGCCAGAACCAGGGACGUCCUCAGCAGACAGCACAGUCACAUGCAAUGGAAGAAGAUCCUGAUGUCACCUCACACACUGAGGGUCUGAAUGGUUUAUCACAUGAACAUAAACCUUUAGAAGAGAUCACCAAUGGACACUCAACCCAUAAGCCUGUCAUGAAUGGAGUAGUUAUAGGUCACAAUGGCACAGACCACACCAACGGCAGUGCUCCUCUCAGAUCCCUGCCGAUUUCAGCACUGAAGCAGAAUGGUCUCCUUCAGACUCUGUCCUCAGGUGGUGACAAGCUCCAGCCUGCAGAGGAAGAGGACAAUGCCGAGUUGAACAAGGCCAGGCAGGAGUGGGAGGCUCUGGAGAACAUUCAACCAGCUCUGACUGAGGACUCAAACCCAACUCCACUCAUCUCAUUCAAUGAAGCCCUGCAGUACUUCCAGACCACAGAUCUCGGAGACUUAUUGAAGAACAUCCAGCCAACGAUUCGUAGAACGGGCCUGGCUGCCAUCACACACUUUCUGUUUGGACCUCCUCGACUUCACAAAGAGCUCCUGGAGGAGAGGGACCUGGUUUUUGCCAUCGCACAGUGCCCUGUGGACAACAGCCAAACAGUCCACAUGCGUGUCCUGCAGACCAUUUAUAAAAGGCUGAUUGGAAGCAGGCUGGAUUGUCCUCGGUUUGGUGCACACUGGGAAAAUAUUGGCUUUCAGGGUACAGACCCAGCCACUGACCUACGUGGCACUGGUUUCCUUGGACUGAUGCACACUCUGUACUUUGUGAUGGACCCAGAGAUUUUACCGCUGGCUAGAGAUAUCUACAAGUUAUCACAACACCCUACGCAGAACUUCCCAUUCAGUGUGAUGUCAAUCAACAUGACCCGCAUUGCUUUGCAAGUGCUAAGAGAGGAGGCCCUGUCCAAAGAGUGCAAUCGUCGUCAGCAGGUGGUCGGUGUGCUGAAUGAGUUUUAUGUUGCCACAUACCUGCAUCUGUACCAGCUGUGGAAGACCCAGCAAAAGACCAUUGCUGACUCUGGCUUUGUUCUAAAAGAAGUGGAGCUUUUUGCCAAAAAGAACCCCAAGCAGAUGCUGCGCCGACUAGAGGUCUUCCUGAAAGAGAGGCGAGCAGGUGGAAUCCCCCGUGGGACGUCGCCGGACCCUCAGGCCCAACAGCCCUCGCCCAGCCUGGGGGGAGAGGCGAGAGCCGGAGCGGGGCAGGGAAGCAGGGGAAAGGAGAUGCACUUCACAGGAGUGUGCGAUCUCCCACCAGACACGGAGGGAGAGGCCAGAUUUAUCUAAGCUAGAGUGUGUGUGUGUGUGUGUGUGUGAGUGUGUGAGUGUGUGUGUGUGUGAGCUGUCCUGUCCACGAUGUCUUUUACUGUAAGUGUGAAUGUCUUUACUCAGAGCAAAGAGGAAGAGCUCACCAGUCCCUGAUCUGGGCUCUGUCUGAUGAACCCUACCUUCAUACACUUCUUCUCCUUCCACUGAGGCUGGAGUGCUGCACUUUGACCAGACGGAGUUCUGUUUGAGUUUAUUUUUUUCGUUGUAAGUUUUUAUCUUUAAGCUGGGGACGUAGAGUCGUCAAAUAUGUGAGAGAGGGUUUUUAAUGCAAGAUGUCACACAAUAUGAAAAGAAUAUUUGCACUUUUUUCUGUCAUUGUAGUAGCCGAACCAAGAGCUGCCAAUUUCUUUUUGUUUAUCUCUACCUGUCUAGAAGUCCAAAAUGUACACGUGUGUCUCCAGGAUCUCAGCCACAACAUGUUAACAAUGCAGAGGGGAGAGCAUGGCAAGGAGCAGCCAGUUUCCUGUCAGCACGAGAGGUAGAGAAGACAACGAACAACCCAGAGAGAUUACAGAGUCCUGUCAGCAGGGAGCAGAAAUUGCUACUUGUUUUUCAAAGAUGUUCAGAGGACUUUAAACAUGGCUUGAUUUGUUACUGGUUUUGCAUUCUGUUUAGAGUGAGAAACCCACAAAUGGUUAAUUAAUUCAGGUGUCUGGACGAAAAGCCAGUCGUUAGAGCACAACUGGUGUUUUGUUUUUACAGUUCUGAUAGGGUUCAGUCCAAAUCUGGAACUAUAGGGGACAUUUUCAGUAACAUUAGCCCUUUCUUAGCAAACAGCGGUUCAUUUUAAAGCGUAACUUCCCUGUUAUGUGCAAGAGCACUUCAGAAUUUGAUCAGACUUGCGGUCGAGUGACCGGUCAAAGGAUUUUAACUCUAAAAAUUCUGUCAGAGCAUCUAAAAGUUUUGAUUUCUCAGCUUGUUACGGGUGACGCCACAGAUUGUGUGCAUUUGGUUUGGUCCCAGCAGAAGCCAAGGGUCUGAACUUUCUCUACAUUCCGUUAUAAAGCAUGUGAUUGUACUUUUUUUUUAGUUUGUUUUGAACAGUUAGGUAAUGUUUCUGUGUGUGUGUGUGUGUGUGUGUGUGUGUGUGUGUGUGUGUGUGUGUGUGUGCGUGCGUGGUAAAAAUAACUGAGCUGAAGCUGAUGAAGGGUGCCUCUCCUCGGAGACGUAUGGUACAGUAUGCAAUCCUAGCUCUUUCUUUAUGAUAAUCAAAACACUAGUGCUGUGUGAUGAUAGAAGUCGUUCCUAAUUUCAGGGUUUGUGCACUCGUGCAAGCGAAUGUGUUCUUUUGCCGUAUGUAUGUGAGUCAUUUAACAGAAACAGACUACAGAUAGGGUGCUUUCUUUUUGUACACAGUGAGCCAGCUGUACUGGGAGCUCGGCUCUGCUGAGCUGCAGAUCUGGUACUAUAGUCAUCCUGAAAGUGGUACGUUCCAUUCGAGAUGACGAUAUUUAUCCCAAAACGGCAAACGUGUGUUUUGGUUUGAAGCGUUUCUGCUCCCUGAAACGGGCCGAGCUCCUCGGUAAAGCUGCUUCCUGCUUCGUGUUCACGUGAAACCAUCUCUCGUCGUCGUAGUCUCGAUCUGUAGCAUGUUCAGGUAGCACUAGUACUGUAGCAUCCUAAAGCCUCCUCCUCUUCGUAAAGCUCGUUGGUGUCAUGCCUCAGUUACAGUCUGUAGCGUCAAUGAGUGUGCAAACUGUUACUACUAUAGCACAUGCAUUUCAUCGUUUUCUUCUCAUCUAGCAGAUUUAGGCAGCGCAGUGUGUUUGGCACCGUGUGGCAGAAGAUCAUCGGAGGUGGUGAUAGUAAAAAAAAAAAAAGGUGCCUGCAUCAAACCGUGUGGGGUAGAUUGCUGCUUUGUCCUCCCUCCUCCCUCUUUUAUUUGAGCGAUCAUGCUACAUGUAGACCCUCCUGCGUUUGUGUAACGCUGCAUGCAGUUCUUCACCCAACACGCGGGGCCUCCUGGUCUAGUUUAAUCCACUGGCAUGUGAGCUUUCAUGGUCAACAUCUGCUCAGUUACUCUUCACCAUCUCACCUUUAUAACUUCAUGGAUUGAGCUUACAUAGUGAUGAUUGAUCUGGAUAAUUUGCACUGUUGUAGAUAUUUGAAACGUGUGAGGUAUGCAAGAGGAACUCUUCAAUAGCCAUAAUGUUCAUCUUCAUCAUCAUCGUCAUCGCCCAGAUCAUGAAACGGGCUUCCUGAAGUCCCAGUUUUUUUCUCCUGCCCCCCACCUUGCUCGUUACAAAAUAAAUUGCACCAUCGAUACGAUCUCAUGGUUUUAGUUUUAAUGCUUUUUAACGCUGAUGAGCGGUGCGGUGUAUGUAAAUCAGGAAGUUUGUAUAUAAAGAAUUAAUGAUUGUAACUGUAUGAUUGUCUGUAGGGCAUUAUACUGAAACACAUUGCUUACCUCAAAGACUUAAGACAAAUCUCCUUUUUCUCUCUGCUGUUUGGUUGUUUCUCCUCUCAGUCAGAAUCCUGCCGUUUCCUUUUUCUCACACCGUUUAUAUCCCCAUCCUGAAACACAACGCUUUUCUAUUAGUGCCACGAAAGCUGGUCGACGUUGGGUGUGUUUUACUUUCAGGCCCACUCGCUCUGACGCCCACCUGCGGAUAAAAGGUUCCUCAAUAAUCAAGCUUUAACUGGCCGACGUUAAAACAAGCUGGGUUUUCUCGUGGCUUCGGUGAUGGGACGUUAUAUACGUGCUGUGAUUGGGCGUUUGGUGUGGAGGACACGCAGAUCAGAAACGGUUCAGUUGAUGAUUGUGAAGAUGCAAGCUCACCAAGCAGUCAGAAAGCUGUGUGUUAUGCUGUGACCUUGGUAUAGAUUCAGUCCGAACAAGCCCUGAUUUAUGCACACACUGUCAAAUAAAGAGGUUGUUUUAGUUUUAGUAAUAGAUCACAUUAUUUAUGCUUUGACCAUCAUCUUGAGUUCUUUGUUUGAGAAACAGGAAGAAAAAAAAACGGGUUCUUGCAGGAUGUGCUGAGAGCUGUGGCCUGAACUUCUACGUCCUACAGCAGCAGCUCGACAAAUACAAUCACUUCUCUCAUUAUCCUGUUCUUUAUAUAAAAGGUCUUUUACUGUUGUCCUCAUGUCCCUCAGAGCAUCCUAGGACUAUUCGUUGAUUGUAGAAGCCCUAUUUUAUACUGAGAGUUAUUGCAGAAUAAAGUAUGUGCUGUUGUACAUUAAAUGUAUUGUAUGGAGAAAGCUAAAUAAAUGCUGUUUUAAAAACUAAA
Molecule: messenger RNA, 5367 nt
Organism: Austrofundulus limnaeus
Lineage: Eukaryota; Metazoa; Chordata; Actinopteri; Cyprinodontiformes; Rivulidae
Gene: elmod3
Product: ELMO/CED-12 domain containing 3
Exons: 14
Coding region: 785-2092 (435 amino acids)
Source: RefSeq, a predicted model, not a curated record